AUGAGGGCAGAUGACCCCCAGCCCCGGUUUGAAGAAUGGGCACUUGAAACUUUGGAUGAAUUGGAGGGUGAUUUUAGCGGGAAUGACGACGAUGUGGAGCCGGACUUUGUCUCUGAGCAUGGCAGCAACUCAGAAACAGAAAUCGCGUACGAACAAGAUGGUGAGGAUCAGAACGGAGAGGAAGAAGGGGAAAAUAUAGCUGAUGAUGAGACAGAGCUGUCAAUGACAUCCAGUACCCCUCCUCCUUUCGGCAUUCUUCGGAGUUUAGAGCAUAAACUCUCACAAUUCCCGCUGGAAAUUAUUCAGGACAACUUCACAGCUCCGCAACUUCUCAGUUUUGAGUUCCCUCCGGAGACUAGGCCACAUGGCGGGCUCUGGAUUAGCGGUUGGAGACAAUUAGACAUGCUUGUGGAUUUUGCAUGA
Molecule: messenger RNA, 423 nt
Organism: Psylliodes chrysocephalus
Lineage: Eukaryota; Metazoa; Arthropoda; Insecta; Coleoptera; Chrysomelidae
Source: the annotation of a GenBank genome assembly